Girardinichthys multiradiatus is the source of this 6093-nucleotide messenger RNA. It is a transcript of the gene ppfia1, whose product is annotated as PTPRF interacting protein alpha 1. NCBI's taxonomy places the organism in Eukaryota, Metazoa, Chordata, Actinopteri, Cyprinodontiformes, Goodeidae. Gene Ontology annotation, molecular function: protein binding. Gene Ontology annotation, biological process: synapse organization. Gene Ontology annotation, cellular component: presynaptic active zone. The coding region runs from base 997 to 4731 and encodes 1244 amino acids. The record is from RefSeq and is a predicted model, not a curated record. The transcript has 33 exons.
CAGAUCCCCACUGGAACUCAGAGCGCUGCUGCUCUUCCUUUCCUCCAGUUUCCAGGCAGCCCACCGCGGGGGAAGAAGCGCUCUCCUCCCGCAGACUGCCAGGCUCCUGCUUCUCACGUAGAGCCACGGACUGCCGAAGCUGCCAGGCGGUGGCGACGGAUAAAGCAGGACCGGGCCGCUGUACAGGGAGUGGGGUCAAGUCUGGAUUGUGGAAACGGAGAAAAACGUCGCUAACUGGAGCUGUGCCGUGAUGUGGUGACGCCGCUUAGCCGCCGUAUCGACGGGAAGCUAGCGUUAGCCGUAGCGCUAACGCUGCUGGAGACUUUCGUAACUUCAGCAGCUUUGGAGAGCUGUUUUAGGAUUUUAUCACUUUAAACACUUUAAAACAUAGGGUUAUAUUAUAUAUAUUAUAUCAUGCUGUGUACUUUUAUACGAAUCUGAGCGUUAGGCGUUAUUUGAUAAAUGAAAACCAGUGAGCGUUAGCUACUUAGCAGGCUAGUAGCUGUCGACUUUAAACUGACUCCAAGCCAAAGAUUUCUGCUUCAAAUUAGCUAGCCGCUAAGCAACAGUUUCCACGUCACCUGACUGGAUCACGGUGUAUCUGUCAGUUACGAAAUGCUAUUUUCGACGAGAAUAGCAUUUUAUUUCAGGGUGUUUGUUUGUUAUUGAGGUGCAAAGAUCGACACUUUACUUCCAAAUCCAGGAAUGCAAUCAUCGAAUCACCAGCUCUCUCAGAAACUAGCGUGCUAACACGGAGUUAGCCGGCCAAAGUUGGAAGAAUACUGCCCCCCUGCUCACUCUGUGAGGGUCUGAGGCCUUAAGGAAAAGAUCCCGUUUUCCCUUCUAAAAGACGCCUCCACAGCCUUAACCUGAACCCUGAACGGAAUUCAAAAUUCCCGAAUAGCUCUGGAUAUUUUUGAAGGCCGUUACAAAGAGUUGGAUUUAUCUCCAAAACGUGGAUUACAAAAGACUUUGGAUUAACGUCAUACUGCAAAGAUGAUGUGUGAGGUGAUGCCCACCAUCAGUGAGACAGAAGGGCCUGGUGGGGGGAACGGGACCGGCCGCCGAGGCUCCGGCUCCCCACUGCAGUCCGACUCCGAGGGCCACUUUGAGUCGUUGAUGGUGUCCAUGCUGGAGGAGAGGGAUCGCCUUCUAGACACUCUGAGAGAGACUCAGGAGAAUCUGGGCCUGACUCAGGGCAAGCUGCAUGAAGUUAGCCAUGAAAGGGACUCCCUGCAGAGGCAACUCAACACUGCUUUACCACAGGAGUUUGCUGCGCUGACGAAGGAAGUGAACUUGUAUCGAGAGCAGCUUCUGGAGAAGGAGGAGGAGAUUGCAGAGCUGAAGGCAGAGAGAAACAACACCCGGCUGUUGUUGGAGCACUUGGAGUGUCUGGUGUCUCGUCAUGAGCGCAGUCUGAGGAUGACUGUGGUGAAGAGGCAGGCUCAGUCUCCUGCAGGUGUCUCCAGUGAGGUGGAGGUCCUCAAAGCUCUUAAGUCACUUUUUGAACACCACAAAGCCCUUGAUGAGAAGGUGAGAGAGCGACUUCGUGUUGCUUUAGAGCGAUGCAGUGCAUUGGAGGAGCAACUCGCCAUCUCACACAAAGAACUUGCUUACCUCAGGGAGCAGAGCAGCCAGAAGAGAGGCCUGGCUGAUGGAACCAGUGAGGUCAACCACACGUCUGAAAACGCACCCAGCACCAACGGCAAGCGGUCCUCGGAUGGUUCACUGAGUCAGGAAGAAGAGUCUGGACCCAGGUUCGGGAAGGUUGGUGAGCUCCAGGAGGUAGUGGACCGUCAGACUGCUGAUUUGGGCCAAAUGAAGGAGCGCAUGGCUGUUAUGGCAUCACGCGUCAGCGAGCUGGAGGAGGACCUGGACACAGCGAGGAAAGACCUCAUAAAGUCUGAAGACAUGAACACGAGGCUUCAGCGAGACCUUAGAGAGUCUAUGGCUCAGAAGGAGGACAUGGAGGAGAGGAUCACCACCUUGGAGAAGCGCUACCUGGCGGCGCAGCGCGAGGCCACGUCUGUCCAUGACCUCAACGACAAGCUAGAGAAUGAAGUGGCCAACAAGGACUCCCUCUACAGACAGUCAGAGGACAGAAACCGGCAGCUGCAGGAGAAGCUGGAGCUCGCGGAGCAGAAGCUGCAGCAGACCAUCCGCAAAGCAGAGACUCUGCCUGAGGUGGAAGCUGAGCUGGCUCAGAGGGUCGCUGCCCUCACAAAGACUCACACCAAGGCGGAGGAACGCCACGGCAACGUGGAGGAGCGACUGAGACAGAUGGAGGCCCAGCUGGAGGAGAAGAACCAGGAACUUCUCAGGGCAAGGCAGCGAGAGAAGAUGAACGAGGAGCACAACAGACGCCUGUCUGAGACGGUGGAUAAGCUCCUAUCAGAGUCCAACGAGAGGCUGCAGCUUCACCUCAAAGAGAGGAUGUCUGCUCUGGAGGACAAGAACGCACUCAUAAGAGAACUGGAGCACACCAAGAAGCUGAUCGAGGAAUCUCACCACGAGAAGGAGCAACUCCUAAUCCAGAUUGAGACCAUGAGGGCAGAGAAUGAGCAGGGCAGGAGCAGGAGUAACUCCUUAAUGCACGGGCGCUCUCCACUGGGCAGCACUCCUGACUUCAGGUACCCAGUCUCAGCAUCCUCCAUGAUGGACAGCAGCUCGGAGCAUUACAGCAGCGCUCUAGUUCUGAGACGGCCUCAGAAAGCGCGUGUGGCGGCGCUCCGGGACGAGCCGUCCAAGCGACAUGUGCAGACUCUGAAUGAGCAGGAGUGGGAGCGCAUGCAGCAGGCUAACGUCCUGGCUAACGUGGCCCAGGCAUUCGAGAGCGACAUGGACGUCUCGGACCUGGAGGAGGACAGGGAGACUAUUUUCAGCUCGGUGGACCUGCUGUCCCCUGCUGGUCAGGCCGAUGCACAGACGCUCGCCUUAAUGCUGCAGGAGCAGCUGGAUGCCAUCAACAAUGAAAUCAGGAUGAUCCAAGAAGAGAAGGAGAGCACGGCCAUCCGAGCAGAAGAGAUCGAGUGCAGAGUGGGCAGCAGCGACGGCCUGGGAGGACGUUUCCGCUCGCUGAGCUCCAUACCACCGUCCCUGUGUGCGGGCUCGUCGUUGGGUGGAUCGCCGCCCAAUUCGGGCCAGUCCACCCCCAGACGUGUUCCCCGCAGCCCCAACAGGGAAAUGGAUCGGAUGGGGGUCAUGACCUUGUCUGCUCAGGACGACAAGACCACCAUCAGAUGUGAGACGUCCCCCCCCACCACUCCGCGCUCCAUGCGCCUAAACAGGGAAGUAGGACAUGCUUCCAGCCAGGAGGACAUCAGAGACAUACGAGGUUUGGGAAGCCUGCAGGACGGCCAAGGUAGCAACCCCAGCAGCAGCAACAGCAGCCAGGACUCCCUCAACAAAGCAGCCAAGAAGAAGAGCAUCAAGUCUUCAAUUGGACGCCUCUUCGGCAAGAAGGAGAAGGGCCGGCCCAGCAUUCCUGGGAAGGACUCCCCCAGCCAAGCUGGAACUCCUGAUGCAGAGAGCUCUCCAAAGGACGGUCUGGGAGUGGGCACAUUAGGAGGUCCUUCUGAGAAGAACAGGAAGCUGCAGAAGAACCCAAAGACUGGGCAUGAGUUGCUGGAAGAGGCUCGCAGGCAGGGCCUGCCGUUCGCUCAGUGGGACGGACCAACUGUGGUGGCUUGGUUGGAGUUGUGGGUGGGCAUGCCUGCCUGGUACGUGGCUGCUUGCCGAGCCAACGUGAAGAGCGGAGCCAUCAUGUCGGCGCUGUCCGACACAGAAAUCCAAAGAGAGAUUGGUAUCAGCAACCCCCUGCAUCGUCUCAAACUCCGACUGGCCAUCCAGGAAAUCAUGUCCCUCACCAGCCCUUCUGCCCCGCCCACCUCCAGAACGUCUACAGGAAACGUUUGGGUCACACAUGAAGAGAUGGAAAGUUUGGCAGCCACACCUCCUACGGAGGAUGACGAGGGCAGCUGGGCCCAGACGUUGGCGUAUGGAGACAUGAACCACGAGUGGAUCGGUAACGAGUGGCUGCCCAGCCUGGGUCUGCCUCAGUACCGCUCGUACUUCAUGGAGUCUCUGGUGGACGCCCGAAUGCUCGACCACCUGACCAAGAAGGACCUGAGAGGACAGCUGAAGAUGGUGGACAGCUUCCACAGGAACAGCUUUCAGUGUGGUGUGAUGUGUCUGAGGAGGCUGAAUUACGACAGGAAGGAGCUGGAGAAGAGGAGAGAGGAGUCCCAGCUGCAGCUCACAGACCUGCUGGUGUGGACGAACGAGCGUGUGAUCACCUGGGUUCAGGCCAUCGGCCUCAAAGAGUACAGCAGCAACCUUUACGAGAGCGGUGUUCACGGAGCGCUGCUGGCCCUGGAUGAAAGCUUCGAUCACAACUCGCUGGCUCUGCUGCUGCAGAUCCCCACACAAAACACACAGGCCAGAGCCGCUCUAGAGCGAGAAUACACCAGUCUGAUGGCCAUCGGUGCAGACAGGAAACUAGAGGAGGAUGAUGAUAAGAACUUUCGUCGUGCACCUUCAUGGAGAAAGAAGUUCAGGCCCAAAGACAUGAGGGGGAUGUCGUUGGGUGCAUCAGAUACCCUGCCUGCCAACUUCAGAGUGACGAGCAGCAGCGUGGCCUCGCCCUCCAUGCAGCCAAAGAGAAACCAGAUGGAUGGAGGUCAGUCUAUACAGAGGCUGGACACUGCCACAGUCAGGACCUACUCUUGUUAACACACAACGUUUAUCCUCAUUAUUUCUAUAGGUAACCGCUGGUCCGAGGAUGAAGGGGAAUUCCCUGCUUUCAGAACCAGGAUGAUGAACUGAAACGAGGCUGAAAAGGACAGUUUAUGGACAGACUUGACUGAGAUAAAACUUUCUAGAUUAAUCUACAUUUUUAUGAUAUUUAUGUGAACCAAUGGGGAAUUUUGAUUUGGAGUUAUUAUGUACCCUCUUUUUGCCUCUGUCCCCUUAAUCAGCCCACUUUAUAAAACAGUUUGGUCUCAGAUUUCUGUAACUGAAUGUUUCUAUCGUCUGGAGUUUGUAUAUUUCUACCAACAGGCGUUUUAUCUAAUCUUUUUUAUAAUCCUGAUUAUUGACCAGAUGUAUGUUUUCCUUCUCUAAUCAUUGAAUUUAUUCUUAAGUGACUUUAAUAUGACAUAUAACUUAAUUCAUAUCCGUUCCCCCUUUUUGUAGCGUAUGACCUGUGAGUUUGUGUAGAUGCAGCUCUUAGUUGAACCAAUGUGUGAAUAUCAGAUUAAUUGCUGGAGUUCCAUCGCUUUGAACCCAACUGCUGGCAAGCCAGGUGAUGAGGACGACAAAUGUUGUGAAACAGAGUAAUUCUGCGUUCCUUCUUUAUUUUCAUAUCUAAUACCAAAAUAUCUUAAUGCUCCAGAGUUGAAGCCAUAUUACAGUAGCAGGAAAAUGAUGUGAAGGCUGCUUUCAGUGAAACCAGACUUCCAGGUUUUAUUCUCGUUGCAUGAACAAACUCCCUCACAGCUUUCCCUACAGAUCCCUUUAAGAAAAUCCAACCUUCCUCACCUCCGGAGAAACCCACAGACAGACUCGCUUAUUCAGGAGGAAGUCUGAAGUCUGGGGACUCCUUUAACGGACCAAGUUCACCGAGGCCUCAGCUGGUCCCCGCUGCGAUCACUACACAUCCUCCAAGGCGGUGCGAUCCACCCAGAAUACUUUUUUUAAAUCACUUUGUACUAAGAUUUUAUACCAAGCCUUAUUGUUUAACUCCUCUCCUGUCUCUUAUUUAUUAUCAGUCAUCCAUGUUGUGUCGUCAGUUUUACAGUCAGAGCUGAAGCUGCUCUUUGUUCGUCAGAAACACAGGCUCCAACAUUCGAAAGAGAAGGAACCGACGUUUUCUUUUCCGUGUAGCUCAUUCAGAAAUCUGUAUUUUUUUUUUUCCUUGUGAUUUAUCAUUUAUGCACAAAGCAAAUCAUGUUGCUGUUUUUAUUCCUGCUUCUCCUGUUGACUCUUCUGAUCUUGUAACAAUGAUGUACAGUCUGAGUACUUAUAAACUAUUUUUAUCACAGUAUUAUUUAUUGCUUACUUUCAAUAAAAUACUGAAACUUAUUUUCCACUGCA